Onychostoma macrolepis is the source of this 1543-nucleotide messenger RNA. RefSeq names its product centrin, EF-hand protein, 2 (gene cetn2). The coding region runs from base 119 to 637 and encodes 172 amino acids. Gene Ontology annotation, molecular function: calcium ion binding. Lineage: Eukaryota; Metazoa; Chordata; Actinopteri; Cypriniformes; Cyprinidae. Gene Ontology annotation, biological process: mitotic cell cycle; nucleotide-excision repair; centriole replication. Gene Ontology annotation, cellular component: centrosome; centriole. The transcript is spliced from 5 exons. The record is from RefSeq and is a predicted model, not a curated record.
UUCCUUUCAGCCAAUCAGUUUGGUCUACUGACCGAGCGUCACAGAACGUAAUUAAUAUUCAUAAGCAAAGCCUUCGCCAUAGUAUUAUUCUCCACUCGCUGGUCUGCUCCCGGUUAAGAUGGCCACUAGUCCCAAAAGACCGUCACUGGGGGCAGUAGCCCCUCGUAAAAAAGCCAAUCCAAAGCCUGAACUGACAGAAGAGCAAAGGCAGGAGAUCAGAGAGGCGUUUGAGCUCUUCGACACUGAUGGCUCUGGUUAUAUCGAGGUGAAGGAGUUAAAGGUGGCCAUGAGAGCGCUGGGGUUUGAGCCUAAAAAGGAGGAAAUCAAGAAAAUGAUUGCAGAGGUUGAUAAGGAUGCUACUGGAAAGAUCUCUUUCAGUGAUUUUAUGACAGUGAUGACCCAAAAAAUGGCUGAAAAGGACUCCAAAGAAGAAAUUCUUAAGGCUUUUCGGCUGUUUGACGAUGACGAGACUGGAAAAAUAUCUUUCCGGAAUCUAAAGAGAGUGGCCAAAGAACUCGGGGAAAACCUCACAGACGAGGAGCUGCAGGAAAUGAUUGAUGAAGCAGACAGAGAUGGCGAUGGAGAAGUCAACCAGCAGGAAUUUCUUCGCAUCAUGAAGAAAACAAGUUUGUACUGAAUGUUAUCAGAAGCACAGGAGUAUGUGAAAUAUUCAUUUCUAUGUAAACAUUUUCAAGUUGUUGUUUUUUUUAAUGAUUUUGACGUUUUAUGCACAGUACCAUUCCAAAACCUCGAUGCCUGUCAACCCCAUCGGUCGUUUCAGAUCCAUGUGGGUUUGCCAAAUAGCAAAACGUCAAUUGUUUACACACUAUAUUCUCAAGUCUUAUCAGUCAAAAUAUAAACAGUAGCAUAUAACACAGGUUUGUAGUUAUUGCGUCAUAUAUGGUAUGCGCUGAAAUAUUUUGUGAAUUUGUCGUAACAUGGGUAAAUCUCACUUAGAAAGCAAACGUUUUAGGGUAAUAUUUCAAAAUAAUGUAAAAAAAAAAAAAGCUUAUUUUUAUGACCAUUUAGAACAAAUUUUCAUGGACCCCUGAUAAAAAUAAAUAAAAACACUGCCGUUAGUAAAAAUUACUAUCACAAUAGUGAGACUGUAUUAAAAAUUAUACUUACAAAAAACCCCUGAAUGCUUUUUUCCUAGAAAUCACUCAUAUAUAUAUACUUUAGGUUUCUGCCUAAUGAUAUGUUUAAGUAUUUCUGAGUAGUAUAUCACUGAUAAAAUAAUUGAGAGCCCCGUUGAAUGAUUAUUAUAUUGAAGUUUACAAUCCCUUCUGUAGACUUUAGCAUCAGUGUGCUCACUGCGCUUUCAGGGACGUCUGUACUACAGCCCUUCUCUGUGCCUCAGCUUCUUUGAAGGAGAUUUCUGCAGUUUUAGUAAAUACGGUGAUCCUGUGGUUGUAUUUUUCUCCUUUGUGUUUCUUUAUGCACCUUCAAAAUUGGUUUCAGAUGUUUUGUAUUUAAGUACACUUGAGAUGCUAUUUAAGUAGUAUUUAAAAUAAAAUAAAUUGUAUUGAGCAGCCGUUAUUGA